Molecule: messenger RNA, 681 nt
Organism: Notechis scutatus (mainland tiger snake)
Lineage: Eukaryota; Metazoa; Chordata; Lepidosauria; Squamata; Elapidae
Source: RefSeq, a predicted model, not a curated record
GUCUGUCACCACGCCAAAUGUGAGCAGCUCAACCACCACGGCCCUCUGCACUUGUGUGAGGAGUGUGACGGGCAGAUCCACAGGGCGAUGCACUUUGACCGACAUAUCCGCUUCGACCUUCCACCUCCAGGGUCUAUCCUGGCACGUAACGUCUCCACCCGGUCCUGCCCGCCACGCACUAGCCCGGCCUCCGAUGUGGAAGAGGAUGGCGAGCCAUUGAUUGACGGGAGAGGAGAAAAACGAAACUUAGUUCGAAAGCCCAAGAAAGGAACAAGGCGGCACACGGACGAUCCCAGCAGGGAAUAUUUCACUCUGAAAUUUGAUUUGAACGUGGACGUCGAAACGGAGAUCGCCCCAGCAAUGAAGAAGAAAUCUUUAGGGGAGGUUUUGUUUCCGGUCUUCGAACGGAAAGGCAUCGAUCUGUCGAAAGUAAACAUUUAUCUGGACCAGUCUAACACCCCGCUCUCGCUCAACUUCGAAGCCUAUCACUUCGGAGGACAUUACCUGCGGGUGAAAGCCAAACCAGGGAACGAUCUCAAGGUGGAAGAGGGGGUGAAGGACAGCAAAUCCCUGAGUUUGCCCAUCCUGCGCCCAGCGGGCAUCAGCCCCUCCUUCCUUGCCACCCCGUCUUUGGAUCGACUGGAGCAAAUCUCCCUUCGCCGGGAGAGCACAGAUGUUGGG